UUUAGUUCAGUAAAAAUGUGCCUAAUGCAGAGACUGUUAUGGCUUUACUAGUGAAUGUUAUGGCUUUAGAACUAGUAAAGAUGUUUCAUGCUAAGGUUCAUGUCUUUCUUAAGGUUCUACUUCCACAACCCUUUUUGAGGGGAAAAAAAACCACCGUGUCCCCUCUGCAUCUGCUGUGCUACGUGACAGCAACCUUUUCCAAAUGGCUGGCCGAAUGAUAGGUCAUUCUUUUGUCCAUGGAGGUCCUUGUCUUUCUGGACUGAGCUUACCAUUGGUAAUCCUCCUAACUGGAGGUAGUUCAGACAGUGCGGCUUCAGCUCUAGAGCUGCAGGAUUGCCCUGAUUUAGACCACCGGGAAACCAUUAGUUUGCUCAAGAAAACAGAACUCACUGAACAAGAAAGUACAAGAUUAACUGACCUUUGCCUGUUCUGGGAUCUCCCUGUUCCGUCUUCUUCUAAUCGAGACUGGCUGUUUCAACAGCUGUUGUCACACGCCGUACUUGGACGUAUCAAAAGCCAGGUUAAAGAUCUCAGGAAAGGUCUCAAAGAGACUGGAAUCUGGCCACUACUAUCCCAAAGACUUGACUGUCACCAAGUAGUUUUCCCAAGGGAGUCAGAAAUGGACAUUACAGCACAAACAGUCCUUCAGAAAAUUGCAUGGCCCAAGCCUGUGGAUGAUGAUGAGGACAAGGAUGACUGCAUUGCUGUUGAAAUAAUGAGCAUCAUCACAAGCUACAUGCGACGAUUUAUUGAAGAAGUGCAAUAA
This is a messenger RNA of Cyprinus carpio (common carp), 766 nucleotides long. RefSeq names its product G2/M phase-specific E3 ubiquitin-protein ligase-like. The record is from RefSeq and is a predicted model, not a curated record. The transcript has 5 exons. Bases 203 to 766 code for a protein of 187 amino acids. Lineage: Eukaryota; Metazoa; Chordata; Actinopteri; Cypriniformes; Cyprinidae.